Messenger RNA from Ipomoea nil (Japanese morning glory), 1464 nucleotides. Its product is annotated as GDSL esterase/lipase 1-like. Bases 195 to 1325 code for a protein of 376 amino acids. The record is from RefSeq and is a predicted model, not a curated record. NCBI's taxonomy places the organism in Eukaryota, Viridiplantae, Streptophyta, Magnoliopsida, Solanales, Convolvulaceae. The transcript has 5 exons. Gene Ontology annotation, molecular function: hydrolase activity, acting on ester bonds.
AUCCUUCCAAUCUAAAAGUUCAAAUUCCCACAAAAAGAAUAGACUAUUUUAGUGCAAUAGGCCGAGCGAGACAGUCAAGUCAAAUAAUAUAAUUACUCAACUCUCAAGAAAACAGUUCCAAGUAAUAGCAUUAUAAUAAAUUCAUCCUAACAAGAGCGACUGGACAUUAUCGAAUCAACCACCCACUUCUUGGAAUGGCAAGUUUGUAUUAUUCAUAUGUCUUUUCAUUGGCUUUGCUUGGCAGCUUAUUAGCUUCUCCAGUGCUUUGUUUAGCCCAUCAUAAUAAUGAGAAGAAGCAUAAUGUAGCCCUCUUUGCGUUUGGGGACUCACUCUUUGAUCCUGGCAACAAUAACUACAUCAAUACCACUACUCUUCUGCAGGCUAAUUUUUGGCCGUAUGGUGAGUCUUUUUUCAAGGACCCAACAGGCAGGUUUUGUGAUGGCCGUAUCGUGCCCGAUUUUAUUGCCGAGUUUGCUAAGCUGCCAUUAAUUCCGGGGUAUUUCCAGGCGGAGCAAGGUGGUGGAUUUGUUAAUGGGGUGAACUUUGCAUCGGGUGGCGCUGGCAGUCUUCCUGAAACCUAUUCUGGUUUGGUAAUUGACCUUAAAAAGCAGGUGCAGUAUUUCAAGAAUGUUGCAAAACAGUUGAAGGGGAAGUUGGGGGAGAAAGACUCAAACAAACUGCUGUCUAGUGCUGUUUACAUGAUUUGCAUUGGCAGCAAUGACUACCUAGGCCCCUUUAUUACAAAUUCCACCAUCCUUAAUACAUAUACUCAUGAGGAAUACGUUGACAUGGUGAUUGGUAAUAUCAUUAAUGCAAUUAAGGAAAUAUACAUGGAAGGAGGAAGAAAAUUUGUCAUUUAUUCAGUGUCACCUUUAGGCUGCAUACCAUUUUCUAGGGCUCUCAAGCUUCAACAAACGAAUAGAACUGGCUGCUUUAAGGAACUCCAGGUUUUGACAGAGAUGCAUAAUAAGGCUUUACCAAGAAAGCUCAUCAAUCUGGAGAAGACAUUACAAGAGUUUAAGUAUUCAUACUUCGAUUUCUUCACGGCUGUAAAUAACGCAAUCGAUCAUCCAUCAAGAUAUGGUUUGAAAGAGGCAAAGACAGCAUGUUGCGGUAGCGGUCCUUAUAGAGGACUACCAAGCUGUGGAGGAGAAAGAAGGCAAUUUAAAGAGUACGAGUUAUGCAAAGAUGUUGGGGAUUAUUUGUUUUUUGAUUUUGUUCACCCCACAGAGAAGUUCAACCAAUUAACUGCUACAUUGCUUUGGAAUGGGGAUCCCAACUUUGUCCGACCUUACAGUGUGAAAUCCUUUUUUGAACAUUUCUAGCCUAUUUGUAUGCAUAAAUGCAAAUAAUAUAAAGUUUUAAUUAAAUUAGUAUUCAUAUCUGUUUGAAUAAUGCUUUUUUUUUUCUUGUGAGAGAAAACUUGAAACUAGAUCCUUUCAUGAAAUAAAUUUAUUUGAUCAA